AUGAACUUCUUCAGGGAUAGAGACGCCAACAGCGACGCUUUCGACGACCCGAACAACGAUCCUACCGCUCCGUCUCCAACCACUUCGCCACGCAAAAAGCAAAAGUUCGAUUCACAGCCACCCACCUCAACAUUUGCCGACGAUGCUGCACUCGCUAGCUUGCGCAAGCGUAUGGCGGGUCCCUCCUCGGCCAAGGCAGGUUUAGCCAAAGACCAGGACGAGAUCAACAGAAUCAUCUAUGAGGUCUCCAAAGGUAGCAAGUUUUUCGAAAACGAGCGCCAAAAGGACGCUCAGACCACACAGCGCAUCCAUGCUUUGCUGGCACGUCGUGACCAAAAGCUGCUCCAGGUCCCACCAGGAAGUCCAGAGUGGCAGUCGAUCGAACGCAAGAUCGAAGACGUGGCAACACGACUUGAGAACCGCCGCGAUCUCUCCCGCACCAUCCUGCAUACCGACAUUGACAUGUUCUACGCCGCCGUAGAGCUCGCAAGGGAUCCAUCGCUUAAAGGCAAAUGUUUUGGGGUCGGCUCGGGCGUGCUCGUCACCGCCUCCUACGAGGCUCGAAGAGGCUAUGGUAUACGAAGUGGGAUGGCCGUCUUUGUCGCCAAGGCGCUCUGUCCCCAUCUCAUCGUCGUCAAGAACGACAUGCAGAGCUACGUCCAAGCCAGUCAAAAGGUCAUGGCUGUCUUUGAGCAGUACGACGAGAAUUUGGCCAAAGCUUCGCUCGAUGAGGCCUAUCUUGACAUCACCGAAUACGUCGAGCAUCACGGAGGAACGAUCGAUCAGGUAGUUCAACAGCUGCGCGACCAGGUCAGAACCGAGACUCAGCUCACGGUUAGCGUCGGUAUCGCUCCCAACACCAUGCUCGCCAAGAUCUCGUCGGAUAGGAACAAACCAGACGGUCAAUUCCGCGUGCAGCCGGACCGCAAAGCCAUUGUUGAUUUCAUGCGCGACCUGCCCUGCCGCAAGAUCCCUGGCAUCGGCCGGGUCAACGAGCGCAUCCUCGAGAGCCUCGGCGUAACCACCUGCGGAGAGAUCUGGAACAAGCGCGUAGAGCUCUGGCUCGCCUUUGACGGUAAAAUCGAGUGGCUUAUCAAGGCGUACCUUGGUAUCGGCAAUACUGUUGUCGAGCCGAGCAAACGCGAGGAGCGCAAGAGCGUAGGUCGCGAGCACACGUUCAGCCCUACCGCUAAUACCGAAGCUUUGUUGGACCUUCUCAAAGAGUCGGCUCAGCGUGUCGAGCAGGACUUGGAGCGACUCGAUUUCAAGGGCAAGACCAUCACCCUCGUCGCCAAGCGCGACAACUACCAGCGCUUUUCUCGCGCACGUACCUCGACAAGGUUGGUGCAUCGCGCCGAGGAGCUCUACGACAUUACCAGCUCGUUGCUGCUGCAGGAGAUCGAGCGUGAAGGGCAGCUCUCGCUUCGCUUGAUCGGUGUUCGCGUCACCCAGCUCGUGGAUCUUCGCGGUGCGGCUGCUGGCGAGGAGAGGCUGAAGAAACUCUUCCAAUCCAAGGCUUCGAGCAGUGAUGCGCAAGGCGACGCGCAGGGGAAGAGUGGGAAAACGCCGCGCAAGACCGCACAGGAGUGGCAGGAAGAAGAGGAGCGCCAACUCGCGCUUGCCAUCAGACAGUCGCUCGAAGGCACUGCAGAUCCCUAUAAUGAGGUGUACGACCUCAGUCAGGACAGCCCGACGAUCCGGUCUCGGGAACAGUCACCGACGAAAGGUCAGACUGCAAAAGAGGCGGACGAGGAGCCCCACGAAGGAACGGACAAGACCAAGAUGAAGGCAUCUCCUUCGGAAGCAGCCGUUUCGUGUCCUAUCUGCGCCAACACGGUGCACGGCUCAAAUGACCAGCUCAACGCACACAUCGACGCCUGUCUCAGUCGCUCGCAGCUCGGCGACACAAGUUCGCUGUCUGCACCCUCGCAGCAGCAGCGAGAAGCUUCCAGCGGGAAGAAGAAGCGCGGACCGCUCGACUCGUUUGUUCGGCGAUCGCGUUGA
Messenger RNA from Sporisorium graminicola, 2004 nucleotides. RefSeq lists its product as uncharacterized. Gene Ontology annotation, molecular function: DNA-directed DNA polymerase activity; damaged DNA binding. The coding region runs from base 1 to 2004 and encodes 667 amino acids. Gene Ontology annotation, cellular component: nucleus. Lineage: Eukaryota; Fungi; Basidiomycota; Ustilaginomycetes; Ustilaginales; Ustilaginaceae. The record is from RefSeq and is a predicted model, not a curated record. The transcript has a single exon. Gene Ontology annotation, biological process: error-prone translesion synthesis.